Messenger RNA from Raphanus sativus (radish), 560 nucleotides. Its product is annotated as protein salt-induced and EIN3/EIL1-dependent 1-like. The coding region runs from base 143 to 409 and encodes 88 amino acids. NCBI's taxonomy places the organism in Eukaryota, Viridiplantae, Streptophyta, Magnoliopsida, Brassicales, Brassicaceae. The transcript is spliced from 2 exons. The record is from RefSeq and is a predicted model, not a curated record.
CUUGUGUGUCUAUCUGCCUAUAUAUAACAGCAGCCAAUAACAUGAAAACCUCGAACUUUCUUCUAUAACUCCCAAGAACAAGAACAAUAAGCUCCCCUAGGUUCCUAUAGAACAAACAUAUUCUUCUUGGAAGGCAAGGAACAUGAACCAACAAGAAGCCGCGAGUACACUUGGACUUGAUUUGAAACUAAAUAUACUGGAUUCAUCUUUGCCCAGAGAGAGCUCAUCUUCAUCCUUAUGCUCGGAGGAAGCUGAAGUUGGAGGAGGAGAGGCUGUGGUUGUUGGUUGUACUAACUGCAUCAUGUACAUCAUCAUGUCUUUGGAGAGUAACCCUAGGUGCCCUAGAUGCAACAGCCAAGUUUUGCUUGAUUUUCUCACAGAAAAAUGUAGCAAGAAGAGUAGUAAUUAAGAAAAUGCCAAUUAAGAAUGUCCUUUCCUUCUUAUUUUCUUUUCUUGUUUUGUUGUCAUAUAUAUUGAUAGUUAAAAUUAUACGACGCCCGCAUGUGUUCAUAUGACACACACAUAUAUAGACACAUUUGUUUAGUGCGAUGAAUAUUACA